This is a messenger RNA of Cyclopterus lumpus (lumpfish), 5776 nucleotides long. Its product is annotated as interleukin enhancer-binding factor 3-like. Gene Ontology annotation, cellular component: precatalytic spliceosome. Lineage: Eukaryota; Metazoa; Chordata; Actinopteri; Perciformes; Cyclopteridae. The coding region runs from base 403 to 3057 and encodes 884 amino acids. The transcript is spliced from 20 exons. The record is from RefSeq and is a predicted model, not a curated record. Gene Ontology annotation, molecular function: double-stranded RNA binding; single-stranded RNA binding.
UGAAACCAAAGAAGAAGAAAAGGCGACGUCAUCCUCGGGCCUAGUGACCCUUUGAUGGUCGGUUGCUAACGUUACGUUACCGCAAAAAGGAGUUUUCACUCGCUCGCGGUCGACGGUGAGCGUCAACUCCUCAAGCGGAACCGGGCCGGAAGUCAGCGGUGUCGACACAUCUGAUGACACAUGUACAAUAGUUGCACCGGCGCGCUGGCCAACGUCUGCAAACGUUAGCUCGCGAGCAUCAAGUGGGCAGUCGGUGCUACAAACAUUAACGGUAUCUCGCCGACGUGAGCCGCCCGCCGCAGUACCGUCGUUAUCGGCAUUGAACAUCGGAUGUGAAGGUACAUCCCGGGACCCUUGGGCACCUGCAUGGGGUGCUAGCUUCGGUCCGAAAGUCGUGACAGCAUGGCGGCCGCUGCAGCGCAGUGGGACGAGCACCAGGCGUACGAGGAGCUGCUGUACUGGGACAGCCUCAUUCAACAGGGCCACCGCCUCCUCCCGCACGACUUUGAUAGAUACGAGGAUCUGCGUUACUGGUAUGACUGCCUGUGCUACGAGGAGGAGCUGAGACAGUAUCAUGAUUACAUGGCUGUUAUCGAGGAUAUUGAGGACCAUCGGCACCAUGAGGAAGCUGCGGUCCCACAGGUGCGCGCGGGGCCACAUGAUCGUCACGUGAUGGCUAAACACUCUGAAGUGUAUCCUUCACCAGAGGAGCUGGAGGCGGUGCAGUCGAUUGUCUCCCGUGUGGAGUGUGCCCUCAAGACUGUGUCUGACCAGAUGGAUACUCCGAAAGAUAACAAACUAAAUACAGAGCCAGGGAGUGUUGAUUCACAAGAGCGUAUCCUGCGUGGGGUUAUGAGGGUCGGCCUGGUGGCCAAGGGACUGCUGCUGACGGGAGACAAGGACCUGGAGCUUGUGCUGCUUUGCUCCAAAAAGCCUACUAUCACUCUGCUCAAUAAAGUGGCUGAAAAAUUAACUGCACAGUUAGAGGCAAGUUCAGCUUGCACAUAUAAAGUAAGCCAGUGUCCAGAGGAUGCAGCACUUGUUGUGACGAGCACUAAGGAGUCAUCCCUGACUCUCACUAUCCACCUGACAUCACCUCUUGUCAGAACAAAGCAAGAGAGUAAAACUGCAGGAGAAGAAAAUGAAGAAGAAGAAGAAGAAGAAGAAGAAGAAGAAAAAGAAGAAGAAGAAGAAGCAACGCGAACAGUCAACGAUCCGCCGGACGUUCUGGACAGGCAGAAAUGCCUAACUGCAUUGGCAUCUCUCCGCCACGCCAAGUGGUUCCAGGCCAAAGUCAACAAACUGAGUUCUGCCGUCCUUGUCAUCCGGAUCAUGAGAGAUUUGUGUAACCGUGUUCCUACCUGGACUCCACUCUCAGGAUGGCCUCUUGAACUGCUGGUAGAGAAGGCUAUUGGUACGUCUGAGAGACCAAUGGGAGCAGGCGAGUCAUUGCGCAGGGUUUUGGAGAGCGUUGCAUCUGGAAUCCUCUUGCAAGAUGGCCCUGGAAUAAGAGAUCCAUGUGAGAAGGAAACCGUCGAUGCCACUGCAUAUCUGACUCUGCAGCAGCAGGAAGACAUCACACAGAGUGCUCAGUUUGCCUUGAGGCUGUGUGCAUUUGGACAAAUGCACAAAGUGUUAGGGAUGGACUACAAACCCAUAAAGCCACGUAAAUCAGCAGGACCCAGCAGCAGAGAAAGUACAGCCCAAAUACCACCUGCUGGACACUCCAGUCUGCCAUCUAAGAGACCUUACACAGAGAUGGAGAAGGAAGGGGAGGGGCCCCAACUCAACAGUAAACAGAGGAAGUUUCUCAAGUUCCAGAAGCGCUUUCAGAGGAAAUCAUUCACAGAUGAUUUUAGCAUGAAUGCCGUGAUGCGUCUGAACCAGUACAAACCCGGCCUGGAGUACCGACUUCUAUCUCAGACGGGUCCAGUCCAUGAGCCGGUCUUCACCAUGGCUGUGGACUUAAAUGGGAAGCCCUACGAAGCGACGGGGCCCUCCAAACGAGCUGCCAAACUUAAUGUAGCCACCAAGGUCUUGCAGGAUCUCGGUCUUCCAACAGGCUCAGAAUCUAAAGCAGAGUCUGCUGGUGAUGUUGAAGGAACCCAGGAGUUAGUCAAAGCUGCCAGCACAGCCUCUAGCACAUCAGAAGACAGCAGUCAGGGUCCUAUCUUGACCAAAAAGGGCAAAAACCCUGUGAUGGAGCUGAAUGAGAAGCGUCGCAGCCUGAAGUACGAACUAUCUGCCGAGACGGGGGGCUCCCAUGAAAAGUGUUUUGUCAUGGAGGUGGAGGUUGAUGGGCAGAAGUUUAAAGGGAGAGGCUCUAAUAAGAAGGAAGCAAAGGCCUACGCUGCCCUCACUGCUCUGGAGAAGCUGUUCCCAGAAGACGACAUGAACAGAAAUUCUGCAAAGAAGAAGGUCACUUACACUGACAUGGUAAUCCAUCUAGUUAAUCACAUCCCAGGGUUCGGCACUAUCCGUGGCAUUCCUUCAGACUCCGGGACACGCGGCUGGGGUCCCAACAGAGGUCGAGGCAGGGGCCGAGGCAAACCAUUUCUACCAGGACCCAGCUACAACCAGACCAACUACAGUUAUGAGGGCAACACUGGCCCAGGUUAUUAUCAACUCUAUGGUAAUAAUGCAGCAAGCACCACAGCCAAAGGCACUGGAUCAGGCAGCAACGUUGGCUACGGGACCUUUUACCCCGAGGGCGGCAACACCUAUGCCUCCCCACCCGCCGCCAGCUCCGACCCCAGCACCCCACAGGCGGAAAGCUACCAGUCAAUGCCUCCUCCUGCGGACCAGGAGAGCCCCUACAGCUACGGUUACGGAGAUGAGAAGAAGAAGAUGCUGACCCAAAGUCAGAAUGAGGGCCAGGGAGGAGACUACUCGAUGUACAGCACAGCUUACCCUAGCUCGGUGACGGGGGGACAAGUGUAUAAUAACUAUGGCUGGGGAAACCAGUCCUCUGGGAAUGAGUCGGGGUAUGGUAUGUACCAGGGUUUUGGAGGAGAAAACCAGGGCUCAUGCUCUGGAUACAGCGACAUAAAUUACUGAUCAUCGCAUUGUGUUCAGCCUUUAUCACCGCACUAUGCCAUUUUUGUGUUUUGAGCUCACUACUUUGACAUCUGGUGAAAAAGGUUGUAGCUUACAGAUGCAGGCUUAUCUUUUGAUUAAAAGGUAUCAAUUUUCUUCCUGAACAUCCCUGAUCGUGUCUGUUGACAUGAGUGUAAAAAAACAUACUGUCUUGUUGCUAGGGUUAUUGUGUUUUUUAAUUUAGUGUUCUGUAUCAGUAGGUUCUGGCUUUUAUUUCUGCUUGUAUCUGUGUCUUAUAAAAUGCUCACAUCUUUCUUGUAAAAUAAAUGACUUUUUUUGGAGCAAAAUUUCUUAGCAUGCGUAUGCUAAUUCGUGCACAAAUGCAAAGUUGCUCAAAUUUAGAUCUUACCUUUUUUAGCUACUGUGAGUGAUGGCGCUUUGUUAUUGAAUGUCACAGUUGUUAUCAAACUGUUUGUUUGAUUAAGAAUCAUGUCUUCAAAGCUGUGAAAAACUUCCUUCAGCUUCCCCUAAAAAUGCCAAAGAUAUUCCUCACAACAGAGUGCUGUGAAUGGCUUCUGCAGCACAUGUGGACGCUCCACAGUAUCAGCCGGUCUAGCAUGCGUGGUCUAUAUGUACAACAGUGCGGCAGAUUGUGGCCUCAUUGACCCCUUGGAGGAAAUUAGGUUACAUAGAUGGGUUCCUCUGGGAGGUGCACAAACGGAUAAAUGUAAAUGGGCAAUACACUUAAGGUUUAGUUUUUAGAAUCUAUAUAAAUGUAUACUGCCAGUGUUUUCAGCAGGAAGUAAUAUACAGUGUUAUAUAUUAUAUACAUGCAUACUAUAAACAAAUUAUUAUUGCUCGAAUGUGGAGUACUUCACACAGUCUCCCAUAGAGAUUAUGAAACUGAUGUUAAGAUAUAAUAUUCAGAAUUGAAUUAAAAACACUGGAUCCUACAUUCACCGUGAUGCCACUAUCCUGCAGCUUGUAUGAGACCUUCCUGCCCCAGGGUGCAUUCUCACCAAAUCAAGUGUUGCAGCAAAAAAGCCGGACCUCCCAGAUCCAUUCAAAUGUGGAUAAUGCAUUGAUUUAACCUGGUUAAGUUAAGGUGGGGAUUGGAGGGGGUGCUGAAAAAACUCUUAUCACGUAACCGACGACCAAGAGUUGGGCAACGCAACCAUGAAGCAAUAAACAACGUUAAUCGUGCUGCGUUUGUUUGGUGUUUAUGGGAUGUUAAGUGACUCUCACCCCUCAAUUGUACCAAGUAAUACUCCUGACAAGUCAACUCAACCAUGACCUUUGUGUAAAAACUAAUAAAAAUGCAGUGCCCCUGUAAUGAAGACCCUCCAUUACAAACAUUAGUAUACAGCUUCAAGAAACGAGAUCAAAGGGUUAAUGAUUUAUUUGAAAGUCUUAAUGAUUGGUUCUGGUUUGGCUGAUCUUUACUCAAAUGAUUGAGAGUAUAAACUGUUUCUUCAUGCAGUCAAAUAAGAUGCAAUGUGUACUGUGUUCAGGUCACUCAGCGUUGUUGUGUUGCGUUUAAAACAGUCCCUGGUGUGCCUGAGCACCAAUUUAUGGUUCCGGAAGAUACCAUGUGAUAAUUAGUAGAGGGGUGUUUAUAAAGUUGAAUUCCCCAUUCAGGCUUUAUAUGAUCUCUAUGGUGACAUCAUGAGAUCAUGCAGAUUAUUGACAUUGGGGGAUACGAAUAUAUGUAAAUGUAUUUAUUGUGGUACAGGUAAAUGUGUUGGGGCAGAGUUACCUGUACUGUGGUGGGGUUGAGGUCCUCAUCAGUAGCAGGCUAUAUAAAGCUGCCACAUGCAACAGAGCGGGGUCGUCGCUGCUGGGACCACAUGCUGCCCUUGGCACACAAUGACUCAUGUUUGACUUAAGUGUUGGUGAAAUAAACACCUGGUUGGCCUCCACGUAACCUCUGUCGAGCUUCCUGCUUCCAGAAUGAAUCCAGCUGCUAUGUGGCCUAACAGCCCCUCUAAUCAGGCCUUGUGUGAGCAGCACAACACGCUUUGAAGCUGCUGUCAUCGGCAUCUUGCAUGCUCGUUGCUCUUCACCUGGCCAUGUAAAAAUGUGUUUUCUAUUGAUGGCUUGAGUUAGGACUGCAAAAGGUUAAUUCACUGCCAAUGGCUGCUAGCUGUUCAGCAGAUAAUGGGCUCAAAAGUUUGAACAGAGCAGUGAGUCCUGUUUUCAUUUAAAAUUCCCAAAUUAUCUAAAAAGAUGCAAACUGCAAAAAAGGGAAGAAGGAAAACAGUGAUUAACACUGAAGUGGAGUCUGGACAUCAGCUAUAAUAACCAUUGUGGAUCACAUGCCGCCCAGAUGACCCUGCCCUGCCAAGACUGAGUCAGGGUGUGAGCAAUGAUCAUGUCCCUGCAGCGUGUCCCUCCAGGAAUCCUGAUAAAAGGCAGGCAGGAGGAGCGCUGCGAGGACGGAGUGUCCCGUCAGGUCAUCCUGAGCUCACCUCACCAGUUAUCAGCUGUAAGUUUUGUUUUAUCUUUGGCUCUCUGACAUUCUUAUCUCUGCACACUGACACCUACUCUAUAACAGUUGUUUUUCUAGUCAACCAUUACAUGUUAUUUAGCUGACGCUUUUAUCUAAAGCAAAUCGAGAAAGUACCAGCUUUGUUUUCUUUUUAAUGAGAGGAAUGAGACAUUGCUUUACCUUUUUAACUCUGUUAAAGCUGAUGGCCAUUUGAUCUGUGAACACAGUUUCUUCUUAAAAGGAGGCAGAGAU